AUGGGCCCACCGGGGCUUUUGGACCAAGUUGGACUGGUUUGGACUGCUUCUGGGCUGGUUUGGUGCGUAGUUAGCCAAGCUUGCGUGGACUGGAUCGGUGCUGGUCGGGUCUGGCAUGCUGUCGCCGGGGCUGCACGGGUCUACUUUGCUGGGGCGUCGAGAUUUUGUGCGCGGAGAGACCUAGGUAGCCUGAGUCCUCGGGCACAGACGCUGGGACGCUGCAUCGUGCGAGACGUGUCUUGCUGGGCACGUGGGUCGCUCGUGAAACACGCAGGUCUCAUGAGGAAGGCGCGGGUCGCGCACUGGGGUAUUGCAGAAGACUCGGAUCGUACGCUGUUUGCACGGCUGCGAGCUGUGCGCGAUCUGUCUGAGUGUUCGUGCAUGGUCGUGCGCGGGCGGUGCUUGGGCAGCGCGUGGGGCUCCAGCACCGUCGCGUACGGCUGUGACUGGUGGUCGUGGAUACACCGGUGGAUGCGCCUUUCUCUGUGGAAUUCGAAAUCCAAAUCCGUAGAAAGUGGUGGGUCAUGUACUGAAAAGGGGCUUAGGAAAAACCCUCUGGCCUGGAGCGAGAAUGGCGAGUGGAUCAUAAGUUGCUUUCCUCUGGACAAAGGCUUCCCAUCUCGGCCCGAAAUGGGCCCGCCAUUCCUCCUGCGUGGUGAAAUACGGCAAAUAUUGCUUCACUCCCAACCGACUCUCCUCGGAGAACUUCAAUAUCCUAUUGUUGAGCUCCACCAAAUACUGUAA
Molecule: messenger RNA, 744 nt
Organism: Striga asiatica
Lineage: Eukaryota; Viridiplantae; Streptophyta; Magnoliopsida; Lamiales; Orobanchaceae
Source: the annotation of a GenBank genome assembly